This is a messenger RNA of Protopolystoma xenopodis, 438 nucleotides long. The record is from the annotation of a GenBank genome assembly. Lineage: Eukaryota; Metazoa; Platyhelminthes; Monogenea; Polystomatidea; Polystomatidae.
AUGGGAGAAAAAGAAGAGGCCAGAGCUCAUCUGACGUCAAGCGAGACGAGACGAGACGAGACGUCUUUACCUCCCAGAAGACUCGGGAAAACUGUUGCGUUGAUUGUCAUGCCCGACUCCAAGCACGGAUUGAAAAGCCCGGCAGCCUCUACAUGUUCACAGGCCUCAGCUUCAUUCGUCGAAACCCAGUUUUUCUACAUACCUCAGCCCCAUUGUCUGUCCGUCGGAGUGGGCACGUGUAGUCGUGAAAUGGCGCAGCCAAACUGGACAAAAGUGGGGCUUUCUGCAUUUUUGCUGCGUCCAGACACACACUUUCCGGGUUUUUCGCUAUCGCUCCGGCGUGAAUUUGGCACAAGUCCGGCCUCCGUUUCACCUCCACUCCACACGGAUUCCCCAUCAACACACAACGGACUGGGCGCUCAUUACGCAGCACACUAA